Molecule: messenger RNA, 2128 nt
Organism: Nilaparvata lugens (brown planthopper)
Lineage: Eukaryota; Metazoa; Arthropoda; Insecta; Hemiptera; Delphacidae
Exons: 2
Coding region: 28-2022 (664 amino acids)
Source: RefSeq, a predicted model, not a curated record
UCUAAAAGAGUCAACUCAAUAUAAACAAUGGAUGAAGAUGCGAUUAAAAAAGCUCAUCGAGCUAGAGGAUUACAAAAGGCUAAAAUAACUAGAAUUCAUAGCUACAUAGAAAGCAACUUUGAUGAUACUAACAACAUUGACUACGAUAUGCUCAAAGUUAAAUUAGAGGAUUUGAAUACAGCAUUUCAAUGUUAUGAUGAAAUUCAGUUGACGUUAGAAAUGAAUGAUGAGAAAGAAGAAGUGGAUAGAUUUGAUAUCGAGGAUAUUUAUGCAACACUUCGUGCAAAAAUGCGUAAACUAUUGGAAUCAAGAUAUGCUAACUUACGGAUGAUUGCCUCCAAUCAUUCAAACCUGAUUUUGAACAUACCUGCUGUUUCAAAGGAGUCGGCUACCGAGCUAGCUUCAUUCAUUGACAGAGUUUCGAGUAAUUUGCAUGCUUUGAAAGCAUUUCAAGAUUUGAACUAUGCUGAGUUCAUUUUAAUUCAUUUUCUCUGCCAUCGUUUAGACACAAAUACAGCUAAAGCUUGGGAGAUGAGUUUGAAGGCUGACCAGUUUCCUUCUAUUAACGAUUUUAUUUCAUUUCUGGAGAAGCGACGUCAGAUUCUGGAGAAUACAUCCCAUUCUCUCAAUGACAUUUGUAAGGAACGAUCUGAUAAAUCACAAACUCAAAAACAUAGUGCAUCUCAAAGGUCACAGUCACAGUCAUAUCAUGUCAAUACACAACAUGCUGAUAAAAUAUGUUUGUUUUGCAAAGAAAAUCAUGCACUUUAUUUAUGUAACAAGUUCAAUCAAGUAAGUAUUUCUGAAAGAGUAGCCUUUGUGAAAUCAAAUAAGCUAUGUUUCAAUUGUAUGCGAACAGCAGAACAUCAUGCAAAGGAGUGCACUAGUUCCAAUAGAUGUAGAAGCUGUAAUGGAAACCAUCACACACUGCUUCAUUUCAAAAGAGAAGAGUACAAAGAGAAGGAAAUGGAGCAAGAGAGUGGAGGCUCAUACUGUAGUGUGAAGACGCAAAGAGCGUCCAAAGUAUUGUUAGCUACAGCAAUAAUUUCAGUUGAGGAUAAGUAUGGAAGACAACACAAAUGUAGAGCUCUUCUAGAUGCUGGAUCACAAGUAAAUUUUGUAUGUGAAGCUCUAGCCCAACAAUUAGGAAUUAAAAGAGAAGCUGCAAAUUUGUGUAUUUCUGGUAUAAACAAGAUUUCAACCUCAGCAAGGCAAAGUGUAUCGAUAAAAAUAUCAUCAAAUCACAGACCAUUUACCAGAGAUAUUUUGUGUUUUGUACUGCCACACAUCACUGGUGAUCUCCCCUCGUCAAACAUUGAUGUUAGUAGCUGGGGACUCCCUAACAACAUCGUCUAUGCUGAUGAGGAAUUUCAAAUUGCAAGUAAGCCACAGAUUCUUUUGGGAGCUGAAAUAUAUUAUGAAGUUUUAUUGCAAGGACGUUUUGAUCGUGGUCCUGACUACCCUAAAGUGAUUGAGAGCAUAUUAGGAUGGUUCAUCUCCGGAAAGCUGCCAGAAGACUCCAAUGAAAAUCAUGCAGACAAUCAUGUCAAAAGUUUCUUAGUGUCAAGUGCAACUGAUGUGCAAAAGCAACUACAGAAAUUUUGGGAGAUGGAGCAAUAUGAUGAGCCACAAUGCAGAUCAAAGGAAGAUGAAUAUUGUGAGGAAUUCUUCUCUAAGACUACCAAAAGAGAUGAUGAUGGGCAUUUUGUUGUAAGACUACCACGGCGUGCCAACCAUAGGGCUUUGGGAGAUUCAUUAAUGAAUGCAGAGAAUAGAUUUCUCAAGAUGGAGAAGAAACUGAGCAAUAAUGAAAUUCUAAGAGAAAAUUAUGUGAAGUUCAUGCAUGAGUAUGAAGACCUUGGACACAUGAGAGUCAUCCAAUGUAAAGAUCUCAUUGGGAAGAAGCAUCAAGAGAAAGCUUAUUACCUACCUCACCAUGUUGUUAUCAAGGAAAGCAGUAGUACAACCAAGUAUCGUGUCGUAUUUGAUGCUUCAGCAAAAGGAGCAAUGGGGUAUCUCUGAAUUCUAUUUUGAUGACUGGUCCAACUAUUCAACAAGAUAUAUCAUCCAUAAUUCUUCGUUUUCGUACUCAUCUAUAUGUAAUGACUAGUGAUAUCACAAAGAUGUA